Messenger RNA from Bubalus bubalis (water buffalo), 6507 nucleotides. It is a transcript of the gene LARP4, whose product is annotated as La ribonucleoprotein 4. Lineage: Eukaryota; Metazoa; Chordata; Mammalia; Artiodactyla; Bovidae. Gene Ontology annotation, molecular function: mRNA 3'-UTR binding. The coding region runs from base 396 to 2414 and encodes 672 amino acids. Gene Ontology annotation, biological process: positive regulation of translation. Gene Ontology annotation, cellular component: cytosol; cytoplasmic stress granule. The transcript has 17 exons. The record is from RefSeq and is a predicted model, not a curated record.
GCGGGUCAGGGCGCAGCGGCUGACGGCGGGGGAGGAGCCGGGUCCGCUGCCGGGUGGAGGGGCCAGGCGAGUGUCCUUAUCCUAGCGAUUGGGGCUCGGGCCUGUAAGCCAGUUGGAGUCGCGUCGGCGAGAACGAUUGGGCCGAGCGGAGGAAGACAUGUUGCUCUUCGUGGAGCAUUUGUAGGGUUAAGUGGCAUGGGAUUUCUGUUUCUGAUAGUAAAUAGCAGGUGACAUCUAAAGGAACUGGUUUAAAUCCUAAUGCCAAAGUAUGGCAAGAAAUACCUCCGGGAAAUACUGAUGCUACGCCAGUAGCUCAUGGAACUGAAAGCUCUUGGCAUGAAACAGCAGCUACAUCAGGGUCUCUUCCUGAGGGUAAUAGAGAACUUGCAGAUGAUAUGUGUAAGGAAUAUGAAGUAAUGUAUUCAUCUUGUGAAACCACAAGAAAUAUUACAGGCAUUGAAGAAUCAACUGAUGGAAUGAUUUUGGGGCCAGAAGAUCUGAAUUAUCAAAUAUAUGAUGUUUCUGGGGAAAGCAACUCAGCAAUUUCUACAGAAGAACUAAAAGAGUGUUUAAAGAAACAAUUAGAAUUCUGUUUCUCACGAGAAAAUUUGUCAAAGGAUCUUUACCUGAUAUCUCAAAUGGACAGUGAUCAGUUCAUCCCAAUUUGGACAGUUGCUAACAUGGAAGAAAUUAAAAAACUGACCACAGACCCUGACCUAAUUCUUGAAGUUUUGAGAUCUUCUCCCAUGGUGCAAGUUGAUGAGAAGGGUGAGAAAGUGAGACCAAGUCAUAAGCGUUGUAUUGUGAUUCUUAGAGAGAUUCCUGAAACAACACCAAUAGAGGAAGUAAAAGCUUUGUUUAAAAAUGAAAACUGCCCCAAGGUGAUAAGCUGUGAGUUUGCGCACAAUAGCAACUGGUAUAUUACUUUCCAGUCAGACACAGAUGCACAACAGGCUUUUAAAUACUUAAGAGAAGAAGUUAAGACAUUUCAGGGCAAGCCAAUCAUGGCAAGGAUAAAAGCCAUCAAUACAUUUUUUGCUAAGAAUGGUUAUCGAUUAAUGGAUUCUAGUAUGUAUAGUCAGCCCAUUCAAACUCAAGCACAGUAUGCCUCACCGGUCUUCAUGCAGCCUGUAUAUAAUCCUCACCAACAGUACUCUGUCUAUAGUAUUGUGCCUCAGUCUUGGUCUCCAAAUCCUGCACCUUACUUUGAAACACCACUGGCUCCCUUUCCCAAUGGUAGUUUUGUGAAUGGCUUUAAUUCACCAGGAUCUUAUAAAACAAAUGCUGCCGCUGCCGCCGCCGCCGCCGCCGCUGCCGCCGCCGCUGCUGUAAAUAUGGGUCGACCAUUCCAAAAAAAUCGUGUGAAGCCUCAUUUUAGGUCAGGUGGUUCAGAACAUUCAACAGAGGGCUCUGUGUCGUUGGGGGAUGGACCAUUGACCAGAUCUGGUUCAAGGAACUUUGCAACUGAACGACAUAAUCCUGCAGUAACAGGGCAUCAGGAACAAAGCUACCUUCCAAAAGAAACUCCCACUUUGCAGAUGGAACAGAAUGGGGACUAUGGCAGGGGCAGGAGAACUCUCUUCAGAGGUCGAAGACGUCGGGAAGAUGAAAGGAUCCCAAGACCCCAUCCUUCAACAGCUGAAGCAAAGGUUCCCACACCAAAGUUUGACUUACUAGCCUCAAAUUUUCCUCCUUUACCUGGAAGUUCAUCAAGAACCCCAGGUGAACUUGUUUUGGAGAGCAGGAUGUCUGAUGUUGUUAAGGGUGUCUGCAAAGAAAAGGAUAAUGAAGAGUUCAGAGUUAGCUGCCCAGUGCCUGCAGAAGAUGGACAGACAGAUUGCACCUCUGCCCAGCAACUCAGUAUGAGCCCCAGUCCCCCAUGUACAGCUGAGCUUUCUGCAUUAAGCACAACUCAACCUGAAAAGGAUCUAGUAGAGGAUUCCACUGUUCAGAAGGAUGUUCCCAGCCAGCCAACAGUACCAGUUUCUUCCCCGAGUACUGCAAAGCCAUCGAGAACAAAUACUGCUUCACCAUGUAAUAGUAACAUAAGUGCAGCUGUAGCUGUGGCCCUGCAGGAACCUCGAAAGCUCAGUUAUGCUGAAGUGUGCCAGAAGCCCCCUAAAGAGCCAGCUCCAGCUCUUGCGCAGCCACUGAGAGAGCUGCGCUCCAAUGCAGUAUCUCCCACCAAAAAUGAAGAGAAUGGAGCUCCUGAGAAGUCAUUUGAGAAACAACACGAGAAGCCAGAAGCAAAGGCUAGUAAGGAUUACUCUGGCUUCCGAGGCAAUGCCAUUCCCAGGGGAGCAGCUGGAAAAAUCAGGGAACAGAGACGCCAGUUUGGCCAUAGGUCUAUACCUCAGGGAGUGACUCGACGUAAUGGCAAAGAGCAAUAUGUGCCACCCAGAUCACCAAAGUAAAAAACAAAGUGAAAACUAUUCAAAACCUUCUCUCUCUUCCCAUUAAACUUGAGCCGUGGCUAUACUGAACUGUUUUGGAGGGGAGGGGGUGGCCAGGAAAGAAGCAAGAGAAAGUGCAUCCUUAAAUCAUUACGGAUUUUGGAGUUGUGAGCAGUAGAAUCCCAAAAUUCAUCUCUAAAGUGAUUUUAAAAUGCUGGAGGAUUCCAAUCAGUAUAAAUAUAUAUAUAUAUAUGUAUACAUAUAUAAAAAUAUAAUUUUUCUAUUUUUGUUUUUGAUUUUAAUUUGCAGAGAACUUCUGCCUGGAAUCAAUUUUGAGGGUUCAGAUUUAGCUUGGGAAAAAAACAUAUUACACAUCCUUCAGUAGGAGACGAGGGAUUGAGAGAAAAUAUUUUUUGAAGAAGCAUUUCUGUAAAAUUAGAAAUUAAUUUUUUUAAUCUAUUUAAAGUUUGGCUUGGAGAAUGCCAUUUCUGCCUAUAUGGCCUUGUGUUGCAAAACAGAUCAGUGGCUGGGGUGCCUGUUGUGGUGUGAGUGUGUGCAAGUGUGAUUGAAGCCAAAUCUGUUGUCAUGUUAGUAAAUGAUUUGAAAACUGAAUGUAAUACUUGAGUAGAUUUUUUUUCCAGUUUGAAAUUUAGUCUGUCUGUUCAACCUUACUAAUAUUUCAUUCAACAAGCUGUUAAACUCUGAUUGUACUUAGAGAUAUGACUACCAAUCAGUUUGAAAUUCAAGGAAAGAAUGGGGGUUAUUCAAAAAAUUGCAAUUUUGUGGUAGAUCUGAGUGGGUGGGUCAAACGGAGUUCAGAGGUUUAAGCAGCCCUGUGAUUCUCCCCAGCCCCCUAAAAUAGGAAACAGUUUUCUUUUGUUAACUUCAUUUGUACUCUCAGUUCUUUGACUACCCACCCCCAAAAGCAAAAAAUAACCAACCAACUAUAGAAUUGUAUGUUUCUAACUGCCUUUAUCAGUCUAGUCAAAUCAUAACUGUUCUAAAUUUCUGACUUGAACAUUGAAGUAUUUUACUCUUCUGGUCAUGUAUUUAGAACUUAGAUCCCAGAAUGGUAGGGCAGGCUGACCCUACAAUAAUUUAUUUGUUAGUGUUAAAGAUGAAACGUUGUAGCCAACUCUUAAAGUGUUAAAUAGUGUAGACAUUAAAAGAAAUUUCUUUUUAAAGGCUUAAUUUGGGACAACUUUUUUCUGUUUACAAUUUAUUUAUCACCUCCUUUCUUUCUCUUUCUCAAAAAAAAAAAAAAAGUUUGGAAUUCACAGAAACAGAGCCAGCAAGUUACAAAAUUUUUGAGUUAAUGAGUUAGAAAGAUAACUAAAAUUAACAUAAUUUCUCAGUGAAUACAGUUGUAACUCUUAUAUGAAAUAGGCAAGUUUACAUGCUGGUGUUUAGAAAAUGGCUGAAAAAUCAAAAACCAUGUUGCAUUAAUCUGUUUUAAGUCAUACCAUUUUCAGAGUUCUGUGUUUUCUCUUUAGGGAUGGUUUGUGAUAGUAAUAACUGUCCCUUAUGUUAGUGAAUUACAUUUGUACAAACUGAAACUGUAAAUUGUGAACACUGGAAAGCACCAUUGUGACAUAGAAUAAACAUCUUAGUAAUAUAUUAAAAUGAAUGUAAAUGGAGGUUAAAAUUACAUUACUGUGAAACUCAUCUUCCAACUCUAAGUUAAGCUUUGGAGAUUUGUAUUAAUAGGUAAUUGUUCAGAGCUUUGAAAACACUGCACAUUUCUGUACAAUCCAGAAUUAUCACUUCUUUGUAACUUAUUGUUCAGCUUGGCAAUUGCUUUUGAUUUGGUGGAUUGAUAACAUGAUAUAAUAUAUUUAAGCAGUUCGAAGCUAUUCAUUUCUACACACUAUUUUCUACUAAAUGAAACAUACAAUAAAACUACCUGUGUUGAAAUUUGGGGGAAGUUUAGGUCCUUUAAAGAAAAAAGAAGUAUUAAUAAUCAUUGACUACAUCUAUGAUAAAAGUGCUUAUUUUGGUUUACUUAGAUAAUGCUGCAGCUGGUGGAAUGAUAAGCAUUUAAAGUGUUAACACUCUGUGAAUGCAUUGGAUUUAAGAGAAUAAACAUUUUAUAAAAAUCACUUGGUAAGGAUUAUAAACUUAAUUAUUGCACUUAGAUGAAACUUUUUUUUUUUUACAAUGUGUCACAGAAAUAGGCCUUUAUUGUUUGUAUCCUUGUGUGUCUUAUGGUUAGUCUACCUGACUUCUAAAAACUAAAUGUUUUAAUUGAUACACAAGACAAAAGAGUUCUUUAAGAAAGCAAGUGUGUUCUUGCUUUUUCCAAGAAUGUUAUUGAAAGUAGAAAUUUUAAAACAUGACCAUUUAAAAAUUUCUUAUUAAAUACAGUGUUUUAACUUAAUUUGCCUCAUUACAGCUAAUAGUUUCCAUUUUGAUGGGAUGUAUAGGGAAGAAUAAUGUGUGUGUGUGUGUGUGUGUGUGUGUGUGUGUAUAUAAUAUAUAUUCACAGUAUGUAUUUAGCAUUUAUUUUAUUACAUCAGAUUAAGGUCUGUAUCUAAAUGAUGCCUGUGAGUUGUGUGAAACUGAUGGUUUUUUUGUCCAGCGUUACUCUGUAAACUGAUGAGGGUUGGGGCGUUCAUUGUAGUUUAACUAUUUAUUUGGUUCUUUAGAAGGCAGAAUUUAAAUGUCUAGAAUUUCUCUUCAUUCUUAUGACUUAAUACUUCCUUGGGUUGUUGAAGGGUAAAAGUAGAUACAAAUGAUAAUUGAGUGUGUGGUACAGUGAUCUUAUAUAUAGAGUUCUUAAGGUAUGAGGAGAAGAGUUAUACAAGUUCAUCACCUUGCACUUCAUAGAGAAGCUAUAUAGAGAUGGCAAAAUCUGCCUCCAUUUUCUAUCCAGAUAAUUAAGAUUUUCAUGUUAUCUAGGCCUGUCUUUAAUCUGAGUAAUUUCAUUUUUGCAAAUACACUGGCAUUUAAAGGAAUGAUCCAUCUAAAUUUUUUUCAACUGGAUUUUAGAAGAAGAUAUGAUCUUUCAGUGAUAUGAUUUUAUUGUUAUCAUAUGUGUUCAAUUUGCAUGUGAUCAAAUGACAUGCAGAUUUAUUUAUUUUGGGUUCCUAAAAAUUAAGGUAGCUUGAAUAUUGUUUUACAUUCCUUUUUCUUUUUUAAAUAACCAGGAUGGCUUUGGAGAAGGCUUCAUGAGAGUAUUAGCAUCUGCUGGAGCAGAAAAUAGUAUUUAAAAGUCACUGAACACGUUCUAAAGUUUUAUUAGAUGUGACAUUAAUAUGUAAUCUUUUGGCUUAAAUGUCCACUGGUUUUUUACUUUGACAUCGUUAAACAGUACUGGGCUUAAGUUUCUGAUAUAUAUAUUGGCCAUAUAUAUUAACCAUAUUUUUAAAGUACUGUUUUUGUUUUUACAGAAAAGGUAAAAUGCGAAAGUAUGUUCCUUUUGAGGGAUUUUUAUAAAUUCUUAACUACAAUUUAUGGCGUUCUUUCAUAACUUUUUACAUUUCUUUACAAUUUGGUGGCCAUUAAUUUAACCUAGGGCUUUUUGGUGUAUGCUAAUUUAACUAGUCUGAGAUUUCAAGAAGAAAUAUAGACAUUUCAGUCCUCAUUAAAUGAGAACAUUUUAAGAAGUUAAAAGAGAAUUUGUUUUCAAGUUGAGUGUAUUUUCUUUUAAAAGCCACCUGAUUGUUAAAUAGUUUCAAUUUUAUUUUUAAAAGCUGCAAAUUGUUGAGUAGACGGUUUCUAAAAGUACAAGUGAGAUAUCAAUAAGGCUGUGUAUAAAAUGGUUUUACUUUCAGUUAUGCAGCACAAAAUACUGAUUAGUAUAAGAAACAAUCUGCAUCAUUAUUGGGUUUUGUUUUUUUGGUUUUUGCUUGAUUCAGGUGUCCUUUGAGUGACAUCUCGUAAAUGUUUGGGCUUGGGAGUCAGAACCAGUUAUCUGGCUUCUCUUGUUCAUUGCUUAGGUUUGUUCUUGUUGUCCAAACUGCCCCCCAGCACCCCCUGACAUGUGCACAUGCUCAUGCAUAUUAUGUUAAAAUGAGUACAUCCUUGUAUUUGUAUUUUUGUUUUCAACAUUGCCAAGGUGCUAUCGGAAAUUAAAAUAACACAAAAUUAGAAAAAAUAAAAUUAUUAAAAAGCA